This is a messenger RNA of Saxophila tyrrhenica, 873 nucleotides long. RefSeq lists its product as uncharacterized. Lineage: Eukaryota; Fungi; Ascomycota; Dothideomycetes; Mycosphaerellales; Extremaceae. The record is from RefSeq and is a predicted model, not a curated record. Gene Ontology annotation, biological process: transmembrane transport. Gene Ontology annotation, cellular component: membrane. Bases 1 to 873 code for a protein of 290 amino acids. Gene Ontology annotation, molecular function: transmembrane transporter activity. The transcript has 2 exons.
AUGAUGGAUUCGAACCCAGGUCUUUCGCACGAUGACGCCGACCGUGGCAUCUCGGCCACAGGCUACGAGAUGCAAGCCGGGGCGAAACCUAGCGAUCAUGUGCGAGUCCAAGAGACUAACGCCGAAACGCCCGAGUAUAGCGGAGUCGACUACACCUGCGAGGACCAAGCAGACAUGCGCCGGCUAGGCAAGAAACAAGAACUGCGUAGGAACUUCCGGUUUACCUCUAUCCUAGGCUUCGUGUCCAUUGCCAUGGGUACCUGGGAAGUCAUCUUGAGUGCCACCGCUGGAGGUCUGACCAACGGUGGCACCGGCGGUAUGGUCUGGAUGUUCGUGGGCAGCUACUUUUGCUUCGGAACAAUCGUUCUGAGUCUCGCAGAGAUGUCCAGUAUGGCCCCGACUGCAGGCGGACAGUAUCAUUGGGCGAGCGAGUUCGCGCCGCGCAGCCAACAAAAGUUCAUAUCCUACAUUUCCGGCUGGAUGUCGACGCUGUCAUGGCAGUGUGGCACUUGCUCCGGCAUGUUUCUACUUGGGACACAAGUGCAAGGCCUCAUUGCACUCACGCACGACUCGUACAGCGCACAGCCAUGGCAGGGCUACCUCUUCGUCAUCUUGAUGGUGUCCAUUGGCCUGACGUUCAAUACGGUCCUGGCGAAACAGCUACCUUUGAUUGAGGCCAUCAUCCUGAUCUUCCACAUCUUUGGAUGGGCGACUGUGCUCAUCGUGCUGUGGGUUCUGAGUCCGAAGAACAGCGCCCACCAUGUCUUCACUAGCUUCGAAAACGAAGGUAGAUGGUCAUCGAUCGGUUUGUCCAUGCUGGUUGGACAGGUCACGUCAAUUUACGGUCUGAUUGGAUCGGAUGGAGCUGCGUGA